This is a messenger RNA of Drosophila pseudoobscura, 1491 nucleotides long. RefSeq names its product transcription factor rough (gene ro). Gene Ontology annotation, molecular function: RNA polymerase II cis-regulatory region sequence-specific DNA binding; DNA-binding transcription factor activity, RNA polymerase II-specific. Gene Ontology annotation, cellular component: nucleus. The record is from RefSeq and is a predicted model, not a curated record. Lineage: Eukaryota; Metazoa; Arthropoda; Insecta; Diptera; Drosophilidae. Gene Ontology annotation, biological process: regulation of transcription by RNA polymerase II.
UUGAUGUGGCGCAUAAAUUGUUUGUUAUUGCCAGCGCAGGAUAACCGUCGUCGUCGCAGUCGCCGUCGCCGUCGCUUGACCCACGGCCGGGCAUCGGAAGUAACGCCAAUUUCAGUCGCUCGCCGAUUAACCCAGCGAUUAGUCGUUCAUUAAGUCGUUCCGUGACCAUAACCGAACCGAACCGGCCCCAAAUGCAACGCCAACACCAAGAUCUGGUGGCUGCCGUGCAGGGAAAUGCUAGGGAUACCAUCAGGACCUCCAGUCCCAUUCCGUCGCAGACAAACACAAAUAUCCCGACUCCGCAGCGUCCGUCGUCGCCGCGGCAGUUCUUCGAGCGACUCUACGGGCACCUCGAGACGCGCAGCAGCGAGAGCGGCGACAUCGAUGUGGGCACCCACCACAAGCCCCCGCCGCCCUGCGACACGCCCUACCACAGCGACGGCGGCAGCGUGUCGUCUCCGGACAUCUCCAUCAGCGAUGAGCGCGUGUCGCUCGUUGGGUUUCCCCCAUAUGACAUUUAUGGUGCCUCCAAGGAUUACCCGCCGCCGCCGCAGCAGCAGAAGCACAGCUACGUGGAUCCGCCGCAAGGGAUUACCACGGCAAGUGGGGCUCCCGUAGCCGUACUGCCACCUGGAUUUCCACCUGGGUUUCCUGGUGAUCCGCAUUUCAGCGCUGGAUUUACUGCCUUUUUGGCACGCCGUCGUCGCAAAGAGGGAAGACAGCGUCGCCAGCGAACCACCUUCAGCACCGAGCAGACGCUGCGUCUGGAGGUGGAGUUCCAUCGGAACGAGUACAUCUCCAGGAGUCGCCGCUUCGAGCUGGCCGAAACGCUGCGGCUCACAGAGACCCAGAUCAAGAUCUGGUUUCAGAAUCGUCGGGCAAAGGAUAAACGGAUUGAGAAGGCGCAAAUCGAUCAGCACUACAGGAACUUUGUCGUGGCCAAUGGUUUUAUGAGCUCUAUAAUGGGUCAGACUACACCGAGCUAUGCCCCCGCCCCCGCCAGCAGUGCGACGUCCCUACCAGUGGGCCUCGCUUACUAUCCAACGCUGCCAAAGGACAGCACGCAGGGCCAGCACGUAAAUAACAAUGGUGGACAUCCAGAUGCUAAUUAUAUAGACAUCGAAGAGCGAUACGAGACGCAGCAACGCCGACGCCUUUUUCAACAUCAGCAACAGCGUCGGUGGCGGCAGCGCAAGUGCCAGCAGUCGAGCAGUCAAUACUUGCUAGCAAUUAACCAGGAAACUACUUUUAACUGAGCUUUAACUUAGAUUUAGCCACUAAUCAUCAGCUUAAGCUAAUUACCGAAUAAAUUUAGCUGCAAACAAAAUCACUUAACCAACGUAUUUCUCUGGUUAUCUCACCUUUUAGACACUAGUGAAAGUUUGUACAGAACAUUACCACACUCUUGGCCCCCGCGGGUUUUUGUUUAUAUAAGAAAAGAGACAAAAAAAUUUUGUUUUUACAAAUAGAAGAAAAACUAACAAACAAAAA